AUGGAUCUCUCGGGAAAUUUCCUAAAACAUAAACAGCAAAGUAAAAAAGAAAAAAACAAAACAAAAAAACCAAAAGCAUUAUCACCAAGUAUACAACUAUUAUCACUAACCAUCAUCGAUAAACUAUUCACAGACAGAAUGGUUAAAGUUAAGGAUACCACAUAUUAUGAUCUUUUAGAAGUAGAAGUAGAUGCUACUGAUGUUGAAUUGAAAAAAGCUUAUAGAAAAAAAGCUAUUAAAUUACAUCCAGAUAAAAAUCCAAAUGAUCCAACAGCAUCUGAAAAAUUUCAAGAAUUGGGUGAAGCUUAUAGAAUUUUAUCAGAUCCUGAUAGUAGAGCAAUCUAUGAUGAAUUUGGUAUUGAAGGAAUGAAAGAAAAUUCAAAUUUACAACAACAAGAAAUGGAUCCAAAUGAAUUUUUCACUAUGGUAUUUGGUGGAGAUGCAUUUAAAGAUUGGAUUGGUGAAUUAAGUAUGUUGAAUGAUAUUACUAAAGCUGCGGAAGUUAUGGAUCACGAUGAAGAUAGUGAAUUGAGCGAAUCUACUCAAUCUAUGCAUCUUUCUGAAACUAGUUCAGUUAAUAAGCCUAACCAAGAUGCUGGACAUGGAUUAACUUCUGAAGAAAUUAAAAAGAAGAAGAAACAAAAAAUGACCAAAGAAAAGAGGGAAGAAAUUUUCAAAUUACAAGAAGAAGCAAGACAAGUUAAAUUGAAAAGAGUUCAAGAUUUGGCUAAAGAUUUGUUAAUUAGAAUUGAAAAUUAUGAAACUGCAAAACACAACAAAGAAGCAUUGGAUACAUUUGUUAGAAAAUUAAAUACUGAAUUUGAAGAUAUGAAAAUUGAAAGUUUUGGUAUUCAAAUGUUACAUUUAAUUGGUAAGAUUUAUACCGAACAAGCUCAUGCAGCAAUUUCCGCUUCUAAAACAUUUGGUGUCUCUAAAAUUUUCACUAGUGUUAAACAUAAAACUGAUUCAGUUAAAAAUGGAUAUUCAAUUAUUAAGACAGCAGUUGAUGCACAAUUAUCAAUUGAACAAAUGGUCAAAGAACAUGAAAAAUUCUUAUCAUUGCAAGCAGCUGGUAUUCAACCAACUCCUGAACAAAUUGCUGCUGAAGCAGAAAGAGAAAGAAUCAUUACCGGUAAAUUUUUGGCUACUGCUUGGGCAUCCACCAAAUUUGAAGUUGUUGAUGUCUUAACUAAAGUUUGUCAUACUAUUUUACGUGAUAGAAACAUUUCAAGAAAAGAAAGAUUAUCCAGAGCCGAAGGUUUAUUAUUUAUUGGUAAGGAAAUGUCCAGAGUUCAAAGAUCUCCUGAAGAAGAAGAAGAAGCUAGAAUUUUUGAAGAAUUGAUGGCUGAAGCAAAGGCAAAGAAAUCUUCAAGACAUAGAAAACAUAUGAACAAUAAAGAAAUGGAAGAAUACAUGCAAAAAUUAGCUGCUGAACAUGCACAAGAGGAAGAAGAAGAAGCAGCAUCUGCCGGACAUCAUUAG
Molecule: messenger RNA, 1482 nt
Organism: Candida tropicalis MYA-3404
Lineage: Eukaryota; Fungi; Ascomycota; Pichiomycetes; Serinales; Debaryomycetaceae
Exons: 1
Coding region: 1-1482 (493 amino acids)
Biological process (GO): protein import into peroxisome matrix
Cellular component (GO): cytosol
Source: RefSeq, a predicted model, not a curated record